AAGUGGUUGACGAGAGUGCCAGAUUGAUUCGUGUCAGAACGAUAUGCUAGCUACGCCGUACGAUGCUGUCCCUCGUCGCUAUUUACCUAAGAGACACGUGUGACCCCUCAAGCACACCAACGCCCUAAAAGCUCGCGAUAUGCAGAUCGACAACAUCACAUGCCAAGACGCAUCAUCUGCAUCCAAUCAAGCAAGUGCAAGCCUCGACAAGCUACAGCAACGUCUUAUUACUGGAGUAGAAACCUUUGAGCGUCGUUUUGCGAGAAGGAAAGAACGGCGUGUAGCACGGCAAGCAGGCCAUCGCCCCUCACUCCCAAAGUUCUGCAUGUUGUUCCUGCCUGGUUUCAUGCCCGUUUCCACGUGGCUUACGAUACUGCCGAGUUGUUUUGCAAUCCGUGUAAAAUGGACGAGGAUGCCGAAUUCAUGGGCCCUGGAGACGCUCUGUUAUCUCGCUCAACUUCAAACAUCACAGAGCUAGCUAUUCAUCGCGAAUCCAACAUGACGCGGUUGGGUACUUUUCGAGCCUACUGGCUUGGCUGUGUUGUAUGUAUGGGCGGCUUUCUGUUUGGUUACGAUUCGGGAAUCAUCGGUGGAGUCCUCACCCUUGCAUCAUUCGAAAAUGACUUUGACUAUACAAAGAAAGAAGCGACGCGAAAUAGCUCACUGGCUGUCGGUCUCCAGCAACUGGGUGCUUUCCUCGCAUGCUUUGCCAUCUGGCCGGUCACUCAUCGAUUCGGUCGUAAAUGGGCGUUAGUCUUAUGCUCGACUAUCUUCAUCAUCGGAGCUAUUAUCCAGACGAUCAACACGCACUCCUUCAGCGCUUUCUUGGCUGCUCGAUUCAUCGCUGGUAUAGGUCUAGGAGGAAGCAGUGUUGUAGUUCCUAUGUUCUCGAGUGAGAUGGCUCCCAAGCAAUUACGUGGACAGAUUGGUAGCUUCUACCAGCUCUUCUACACGCUUGGUAUCUUCACCAGCUACUGGAUCGACUACGGUGUCGGCGAGAACAUCUCGACUAGCGAAGCCAAACAAUGGCAGAUUCCUAUUGGUAUACAAAUCCUGCCUGCCGCUCUACUUGGUCUUGGAAUAUUCACCCUGAAAGAAUCAGUCCGCUGGUUGACUCUCAAGGGCCGUCACAAGGAAGCAUGGGAGUCUCUGCAGUGGAUCAGAGCCGACAGCGGACCGGAUGCCGAACUAGAGAUGGACGAAAUUCGCCUCGGCAUUGAAACGGAAUUGCGCGAGAAAGAAGGCUUCCAGCUGAAGGAACUCUACACCCAGCCCGACAAUCUGAAGCGUACCGUUACUGCUGCUGUAGUUUUCAUCGCCCAGCAAUCCACCGGAGCGACUGCCUUUGCAACCUACGGUCCACAGUACUUCAAGCUUUUGGUCGGGAGCAAAGGCAACAAUGAUCUCUUACUCACAGCCAUCUUCGGCGCUAUCAAAGUAGCCGCCUGUCUGACUUUCGUCCUCUUCGUCGCCGAGCGAGUCAACCGCAAGAUCGUCCUCACUCUCGGAGCACUCUUUAUGGCCGCCUGUCAGAUUUCUACUGCUGCCGUCGUGAGGUCCAAGCCACCAUCUGGAGAUGCCACAGUCACGAGCUCUGGUAUCGCCACAGUAGCGCUGAUCUACCUCUUUGUCAUUGCUUACAACUUUUCCUGGGGCCCACUACCUUGGCCAUAUAUUUCAGAAACAUUCCCCACUCGCAUCAGAGAGCCAGGCAUUGGUAUAGCCGUAUCCUCCCAAUGGCUCUGGAACUUUGUCUACUCUGUCAGCACACCUUACAUGAUCAAGAAUAUGGGCUGGGGCACAUUUCUAUUCUGGGGUAUUGCUGACCUUGUUAUUGCUGGCGGAGCAUGGUUCUUCUUGGAUGAAACCAGAGGUCGUAGUCUAGAAGACAUUACGCGCACUACAGACAGAGUCAAGAGCUUUGGCGAGGACUCUCGUGAUGAAGGAGAUGAGACCAGUAACACUGGUAAAGGACCUAAUGUUGAGAUCCGAUAGUUCCUCGCGACUGUUUAUUGAUAACUUAUGAAUACGCGAUAUUCUGAUUCCGCUUCACCACGCGCCAAAGUCUGUUCUCCAUGGACACAAAACUAUAGUGCAGUGUCUUGAAUCUCAAAGUUCUCUCUCAUAUACGCAUCCGCAACUUGCAAUUAUGCCUUUCGUGUCAAUGGGUUGAGUGUCAGAAGACACUAUCAGUGCCUUUACGGGCCCAGAUCAGGUCCAUGACCAAAGUCUCUUCUUCUGCGCAUCUCCUCACAGCUCUCGUUUUC
This is a messenger RNA of Aureobasidium subglaciale EXF-2481, 2267 nucleotides long. RefSeq lists its product as uncharacterized. Gene Ontology annotation, cellular component: membrane. Lineage: Eukaryota; Fungi; Ascomycota; Dothideomycetes; Dothideales; Saccotheciaceae. The record is from RefSeq and is a predicted model, not a curated record. Gene Ontology annotation, molecular function: carbohydrate:proton symporter activity. The coding region runs from base 403 to 1995 and encodes 530 amino acids. The transcript is spliced from 3 exons. Gene Ontology annotation, biological process: carbohydrate transport; transmembrane transport.